Molecule: messenger RNA, 8181 nt
Organism: Kogia breviceps (pygmy sperm whale)
Lineage: Eukaryota; Metazoa; Chordata; Mammalia; Artiodactyla; Physeteridae
Gene: XRN1
Product: 5'-3' exoribonuclease 1
Biological process (GO): nuclear-transcribed mRNA catabolic process
Molecular function (GO): nucleic acid binding; 5'-3' exonuclease activity
Source: RefSeq, a predicted model, not a curated record
GUGUUGUCAUCUGCGGAGCGACGGCCGGAGGCGGCGGCGUAGGCCCCGGCGGGGCGUUUGGUUUCGGUUUGGCCCUGACUUGAGUUAGUACUGACGGUCGAAAUGGGAGUCCCCAAGUUUUACCGAUGGAUCUCGGAGCGGUAUCCCUGCCUCAGCGAAGUGGUGAAGGAGCAUCAGAUACCUGAAUUUGAUAACUUAUACCUGGAUAUGAAUGGAAUUAUACAUCAGUGUUCCCAUCCUAACGAUGAUGAUGUUCACUUCAGAAUUUCAGAUGAUAAAAUCUUUACUGAUAUUUUUCACUACUUGGAGGUGUUGUUUCGCAUUAUUAAACCUAGGAAAGUGUUCUUCAUGGCCGUUGACGGUGUGGCUCCUCGAGCAAAGAUGAACCAGCAGCGUGGGAGGCGUUUUAGGUCAGCCAAGGAGGCAGAAGACAAAAUUAAAAAGGCAAUAGAAAAAGGAGAAACUCUUCCUACAGAGGCCAGAUUUGAUUCUAACUGCAUUACACCAGGGACUGAAUUCAUGGCCAGGUUACACGAACAUCUGAAGUAUUUUGUAAAUAUGAAAAUUUCUACAGACAAGUCAUGGCAAGGAGUUACCAUCUAUUUCUCAGGCCAUGAGACUCCUGGAGAAGGAGAACAUAAAAUCAUGGAAUUUAUCAGAUCCGAGAAGGCAAAGCCAGAUCAUGAUCCAAACACCAGACACUGUCUUUAUGGCUUAGAUGCUGACUUGAUUAUGCUUGGAUUAACAAGUCACGAGGCACAUUUCUCUCUUUUAAGAGAAGAGGUUCGGUUUGGUGGCAAAAAGACACAAAGGGUAUGUGCACCAGAAGAAACCACAUUUCACCUUCUACACUUGUCUUUAAUGAGAGAGUAUAUUGACUAUGAGUUUUCAGCAUUAAAAGACAAGAUCACAUUUAAAUAUGAUAUUGAAAGGAUAAUAGAUGAUUGGAUUUUGAUGGGAUUUCUUGUUGGCAAUGAUUUUAUCCCUCAUCUACCUCAUUUACAUAUUAAUCAUGAUGCACUGCCUCUUCUUUAUGGAACAUAUAUUACCAUCCUGCCAGAACUUGGGGGUUAUAUUAAUGAAAGUGGGCAUCUCAACUUACCUCGAUUUGAGAAAUACCUUGUGAAACUAUCAGAUUUUGAUCGAGAGCACUUCAGUGAAGUUUUUGUGGACCUAAAGUGGUUUGAAAGCAAAGUUGGUAACAAGUACCUCAAUGAAGCAGCAGGUGUCGCAGCAGAAGAAGCCAAGAACUACAAGGAAAAGAAAAAAUCAAAGGGCCAGGAAAACUCCAUAUGUUGGGCUGCUUUAGACAAAAAUGGAGAAGUGGUAACUUCUAAGGACAAUUUAGAAGAUGAGACUGAAGAUGAUGACUUGUUUGAAACCGAGUUUAGACAAUAUAAGAGAACAUAUUACAUGACAAAGAUGGGAGUUGACGUGGUUUCUGAUGACUUUCUGGCUGAUCAAGCUGCAUGUUAUGUUCAAGCAAUACAGUGGAUUUUGCAUUAUUACUAUCAUGGAGUUCAGUCCUGGAGCUGGUUUUAUCCGUACCAUUAUGCACCUUUCCUAUCUGAUAUCCGCAACAUCAGUACACUCAAAAUCCAUUUUGAACUAGGAAAACCUUUUAAGCCAUUUGAACAGCUUCUUGCUGUACUCCCAGCAGCUAGCAAAAAUUUACUUCCUACAUGCUACCAGCAUUUGAUGACCAAUGAAGACUCGCCAAUUAUAGAAUAUUAUCCACCUGAUUUUAAAACUGACCUAAAUGGGAAGCAACAGGAAUGGGAAGCUGUGGUUCUAAUACCUUUUAUUGAUGAGAAGCGAUUGUUGGAAGCCAUGGAGACAUGCAACCACUCCCUGAAAAAAGAAGAGAGGAAAAGAAACCAACAUAGUGAGUGCCUAAUGUGCUGGUAUGAUAGCGAGACAGAGUUCAGGUACCCCUCUCCGUGGCCAGAAAAGUUCCCUGCCAUAGGACGAUGCUGUGCAAGGUAUAAAAUAAUAUCAUUAGAUGCUUGGCGUGUAGACAUAAGCAAAAACAAAAUAACCAGGGUUGACCAGAAGGCAUUAUAUUUCUGUGGAUUUCCUACUUUGAAACACAUAAAACACAAAUUUUUUUUGAAGAAAAGUGGGGUUCAAGUAUUCCAGCAAAGCAGUCGUGGAGAAAACAUGAUGUUGGAAAUCGUAGUGAAUGCAGAAUCAGAUGAACUUAGUGUAGAAAAUAUAGCUUCAUCAGUGCUUGGGAAGUCUCUCUUUGUUAAUUGGCCUCAUCUUGAAGAAGCUAGAGUGGUUGGUGUAUCAGAUGGAGAAACUAAGUUUUACUUGGAAGAACCUGCAGGAACACAGAAGCUUUAUUUGGGAAGAACUGCUCCACCCUCUAAAGUGGUCCAUCUUGGAGACAAAGAACAAUCUAACUGGACAAAAGAAGUACAAGGAAUUUCAGAAUACUACCUGAGAAGAAAAGGAAUAAUAAUAAAUGAAACAUCUGCAAUUGUAUAUGGUCAGUUACUCACAGGUCGUAAAUAUCAAGUAAAUCAAAAUGGUGAAGUCCGUCUAGAGAAACAGUGGUCAAAACAAAUUCUUCCAUUUGUUUAUCAAACUAUUGUCCAAGACAUCCGAGCUUUUGACUCCCGUUUCUCCAAUAUUAAAACAUUGGAUGACUUGUUUCCUCCUAGAAGUAUGGUCUUUAUGCUGGGAACACCCUAUUAUGGAUGCACUGGAGAAGUUCAGGAUUCAGGGGAUGUGAUUACAGAGGGCAGGAUUCGUGUGGUUUUCAGUAUUCCAUGUGAACCCAAUCUUGAUGCUUUAAUACAAAACCAGCAUAAAUAUUCUAUAAAGUACAACCCAGGAUAUGUGUUGGCCAGUCGCCUUGGAGUGAGUGGAUACCUUGUUUCAAGGUUUACAGGAAGUAUUUUUAUUGGAAGAGGAUCUAGGAGAAACCCUCAUGGAGACCAUAAAGCAAAUGUGGGUUUGAAUCUCAAAUUCAACAAAAAAAAUGAGGAGGUACCUGGAUAUACUAAGAAAGUUGGAAGUGAAUGGAUGUAUUCAUCUGCAGCAGAACAACUUCUUGCAGAGUACUUGGAGAGAGCUCCAGAACUGUUUAGUUAUAUAGCCAAAAAUAGCCAAGAGGAUGUGUUCUAUGAAGACGACAUUUGGCCUGGAGAAAACGAGAAUGGUGCUGAGAAAGUUCAAGAAAUUAUUACUUGGCUAAAGGGACAUCCUGUCAGUACUUUGUCUCGUUCUUCUUGUGAUUUACAAAUUCUGGAUGCAGCUAUUGUUGAGAAAAUUGAAGAAGAAGUUGAAAAGUGCAAGCAAAGAAAGAAUAAUAAGAAGGUUCGAGUGACAGUGAAGCCCCAUUUGCUAUACAGACCUUUAGAACAGCAACAUGGAGUCAUUCCUGAUCGGGAUGCAGAAUUUCGUCUCUUUGACCGAGUUGUAAAUGUGAGAGAGAACUUUUCCGUUCCAGUUGGCCUUCGGGGCACCAUCAUAGGAAUUAAAGGGGCUAAUAGAGAAGCUGAUGUACUAUUUGAAGUGUUAUUUGAUGAAGAAUUUCCUGGAGGUUUAACAAUAAGGUGUUCACCUGGUAGAGGUUAUCGACUGCCAACAAGUGCCUUGGUGAACCUUUCUCAUGGGAGUCGCUCUGAAACAGGAAAUCAGAAGUUGACAGCCAUUGUGAAACCACAACCAGCUGUGAAUCACUAUAGCUCAAGUUCAUCAAUUUCAUCUGGGCAUUUGGGAGGUCUGAACCAUUCCCCUCAAUCACUUUUUGUUCCUACUCAAGUACCUGCUAAAGAUGAUGAUGAAUUUUGCAACAUUUGGCAAUCCUUACAGGGAUCUGGAAAGGUUCAACACUUUCAGCCACCUCUACAAGAGAAGGGUGCCGUUCUACCUCAAGAAAUAUGUCAAGUAACUCAACAUCACAAAUCUGGCUUUAAUGAGAACAGUGUUAAGCAAAGAAAACAUGAGCCUCACAGAAAAUUUAAAGAAGAGUGUAAGAGUCCUAAAACUGAGAGUCGGUCACAAAAAAUAUCAAAUAGGCAGCCUAAUCCUGGAAUUGAGAACUUCUUAGCAUCCUUGAAUAUCUCCAAAGAAAAUGAAGUACAGUCAUCUCAUCAUGAAGAGCCUCCAAGCGAAGAACAUUUGUCACCACAGUCAUUUGCUAUGAAGGGAACUCGGAUGCUUAAAGAAAUUCUAAAAAUUGAUGGCUCUGACACUGUGGACCAUAAGAAUGAGAUAAAACAGUUUGGUAAUGAAGUCACUGUUUCCUCUAAUAGAAGAGAUGAAUAUGGAUCUUCCUCACAGCCUAAACAAAGUAAGAAAUUAACAUCUUAUAUGAACAAGCCUCACAGUGCUAGUGAGUACCAUAACGUUCAGUCUGUGGACAAUGUGUGCUGGCCUGCUGCCAGCCACAUUCCUCCUGUGUCCACACCAGUAACUGAACUUUCUCGAAUUUGUUCCCUUGUUGGAAUGCCACAACCAGAUUUCUCCUUUCUGAGAACACCACAGACAAUGACAGUUUGCCAGGUAAAAUUAUCUAACGGCUUACUGGUACAUGGGCCACAGUGCCAUUCUGAAAAUGAAGCCAAGGAAAAAGCUGCACUUUUUGCUUUACAACAAUUGGGCUCCUUAGGAGUGAAUUUCCCUUUGCCUCCUCCAAUAUUUCCAAGUUAUCCUCCUGCUGUACCACCUGGAACCAUUCCUCCAGUUUUUCCCCAACCUACUGGCUGGGAUCACUAUGGAAGCAACUUAGCAUUGGGGGCAGCUAAUAUAAUGCCCUCAUCAUCUCAUCUCUUUGGCUCAAUGCCAUGGGGACCACCAGUGCCAGUUCCUGGGAAGCCCUUCCAUCAUACUUCAUACGCUGGUACCAUGCCUGUGGCUGGAGGAAUGCCAGCUGGUGUGCACAAUCAGUUCAUACCUCUACAGGUAACUAAAAAAAGGGUUGCAAACAAAAAGGAUUUUGAGAACAAGGAUGCCCCGAGUUGUCAAGCCGCCCUACUUCAGACUAGCCAGUCAGCAUCUGCUGAUGUCACCAAAGUAAUUCCACAGGAGAGUUUAUCAGCUUCCUUAAAGUCCUCUCAGAUUACUCAACUGGCGUCUCCUUUUCAAGUUGAAGCUGCCUCCCCAGGCCAUAGUAUGUCUCACCGUAAGUCAACACCAGGCUCCUCAAGAAGAAAAUCAAGAAAACUGGCUGUCAAUUUUGGAGUUUCUAAACCUUCUGAAUAAAUUUGGUACUUGGAAUUAAAUUAAUUUCAUUCCUUUCCUCCCACCUUUUUAUAAAUCCACAUCUGUCUCGUAAAAAAUUACAGUGUACUAUUUUAAAACAAUAUAUUUCAAUUAAAAUUUUUAGUUGCCAGGCACUUUUCAUGCUGUUUAAAAGACUGUACAUCAAAUUGUGCAUCUUAAGUAUGUGCAAUUUGUUUUACAUCAAUUAUACCUCAAUAAAGCUGUAAAAGAAGACUAAAUUCAACUUGGUGUUAAAAUAAUAUCAACGGACUAAGGAUUCAAAGGUACCACUCUAACCAUUGGCCUCAUCAUUAGAAGCAUCCUAAACUAUGAAUUAGACAACAUAUUGCAAUAAUUAUAAACAUUUUUUUACACUGUCAUUGAGGGAUAAUUAAAUGGAGCAUGAAAAUGGGCCUCAAGUAUAAUUUAGUGAAUGUGGAUUUUACUUCUCUUUUUAAUGAUGUCACAGAGUGUCAGGAGAAUGGCUCUUAUUUAUAGGUAUUUUAACUUAUGUUUUAUUAUAUCUGAGGGUCCUUUGGACCUGCUGUGAAGUGAUCACACUUGCGGUGGUGCUGCCAGUUUUGCUUUAUUCUCAAUUUUGUACCAAAGCAACUUCAGAAUACUGAUCAGACUAUUUCAUUUAACUGCUUAGAAUUAUAAAUAGCAAUCUAGAUUUGAGUAAAUAAUUACAAUUUUUUAGAUUAUUCAAGAACCAGCAUUAGUAAUUUCUAAUAAAAUUAAGUUUCACAAUCUACAGGGUAUAAUGAUUAAAAAUUAAUCUUCUAAUAGAAUAAAGUACAAAAUAUUAAUCAUGUUGUUAAUUAAAAUAAAUUGUGUUAUCAAUUUGUAUAGCUUUUUACCUGCUUACUUAAACAUACAUGAGAGCUCCAUGGUUGGUCCAUGUGUAGCGCUUCCUGGAACUGAUGAAAUUCUAAAUUUUUAAAAACUUCUGAGGUGUGCACAGGCACCAUCAGUGUAUACUGUACAUUAUUUAUAUGACAAGUGCCCGUCUCAUUCUCGUUCCAUAUUUUUAGCUUUAUGCUGAACUGCCCAGGGACUCUGGCAUUUUGUCUUUGCAUGUCACGUGUGGGUGUGUAUUUUUUCAAGCUGUAGCUGUUGAAAUUAUUUUAGAGUUUAUGAAAAUGUCUCAGUGGUACCAGGGCCUGAGUUUUUAUAUAUAUGUUUGUGCUUUCAUUUUUGUGAUACGCUUGUAUUUUUAAGAAAGUAAGUUAUCAUACUUUUUUAAAAGUAGGAACAACAAUCUUUGUAUGGAACUGCUUAUUAUUAUAUUUAGUUUCAUUUGGCUCAUUGAAAACUCUGCCAUGAGUCUUAGUCUGUUUGUUUUUAAAAAUGCUAGUAUUGAAUUAAAUGGAUUUCUUUCUCUAACUGCUAAAUGUUAGAGUUUCUCUGAAUGUUAAUAGGAUAUUUGUAUAUUAGUCAUGCCUUCAGUGUAAGAGAUAAAUGUUCAUUAUCUGUCAUUUAUCACAGUCAUGUGAGUUUCUAUGAUUUUAUUUUCUAUUAGUUUUCCUAGACUCAGAUGUUCAUUGGUUCCCAGAAUUUCUUUUUUGGGGAAUAUUUGUUUCUCUGUAAUGGGAUCUUGAGUAAUGAGGCUCAAGUAAUUCUCAGUGUUUGUCCUUAUUGCCUCAUGAACUGGUUUGUUUUUUUUUUUUUUUAAGGGAACAUCUAUUUGGGGUAUACAAUACAAAAAAUUAAAUUGUGACGAUAAGAUUAUGUCAACCUCUUACUACUUUAAAGUGUAUAAUAUUUUUCACCUUAUGUAACUUUAUAAACUCCAGCAUUCAAUAAUUGCCUCACUCAUCAUUGCUCUGUGACCACUGUAUAAACAGUGUACAGCCCACAUCUUUUUUAAAGCCCAGAAGAAGGAGCACGUGCCAUCUUCUGAAAACUCCAAGAGAAAUUUCGGUAAGCACAGUGCCCCUGAACCCAUAUAAGGAUGUUUCCUCAGUAUUCAGGCAAAGCAAGCUGACAAUUCUAGGUGGACAGGCAGUAAAAGUGUUUUCUUUUCAUUCUUUCUUCUCUUUUUAAAAAAUAUAUUAUUCUAAAAGUCAAGACUAAAGAGAGAUUAAAAUGGGAGAGAGCUCCAUAACGACUAGAUAGUGUCAGGCAUUCAUCUAUAUUCUCUUCACCCUGUACACCUAUUCUAAAUGUGGGCCUGAGAGCAGUAGAUGUGCCUUCUCUGGGGAGGAUGUAAGAGGCAGAGACUGUUUUUAUCUCAUGACCAUCUUGAGGAGACUAGAUCCACUAAUAGACUGGGAAACUUAACAGUUUUUCCUGUUUUGGAUGGUGCAGACUCAGAAUACCCCAAAGUUUAGAAAUACGCCCAUUCAACUGUUGAAUCCGUUGUGGCCUUUCUGUGGAAACCAUGGGCUGUAUAGGGCACAGAAGAGCAGAUUCCCCAAAAUGCUUCAUGUUUCCACGUAAUAAGAGCAGUUAAAUCUAUUUAAACCUUCUUCUCGCUGAAACAUUAUUUCUAAAUAUCCUUGUUCAAUAAAGUUUUUUUUCUUUUUUUGUUUCUUUUUGAGCAAAUUAAGUGAAUUUGAAGAUUGGUCCUUCAGUCUCUUUGUUCCUUUUCACCAUUUCCUACAUUACCUGAGCUUUAUAGUUUUACAAAUAGGCGGUAUUAAUUGACUGAAACAUCAUGUAGACUCAUGUCUUAAACGUCUGAGACUCAGUUACCUGAAAAAUUAAUUUCACCUCUGUGUGUAUCUUGGUUUCAGUUUAAGAUUAUCCUUGCUGUUCAGAGGGAUAAGUAGUUCUUUUAGAACUAAAAAGAUAAGUAGAUCUUUUUUUUCCUGUUGGUGGGAGAGAUGAAAAACUCUUGAUUCAGGUUUUUUUGUUUUUUAUUUCCUUUUCUUUAGUCAGGUACUUGCUUUGGUUUUAGACUGAUAUUUUUCAAACUAAUCUAGAUUUUCGGGGGAAGGGUCAGAGAGGGAGCCAGUUGGAAGA